This is a messenger RNA of Spirometra erinaceieuropaei, 288 nucleotides long. The record is from the annotation of a GenBank genome assembly. Lineage: Eukaryota; Metazoa; Platyhelminthes; Cestoda; Diphyllobothriidea; Diphyllobothriidae.
AUGCGCAUCCACGAGAGCGGAAUUGACCGCAGCCUCGACUCACCCACCCCGCCGAGUCCCACUUCCAAUUCAUCACCUUGUGCACCCGCAAACCUCUCCGCAACCGACGUCAACGCCACCGACUUUACCACCCCUCACCCCUCCCCUGCCUGCUUCUCUUCCGCCUUCACUGCCACAACUACGGCCGCUCCGGCGUCUGCCGCGCACGACAUCACCACAGACAUACCUGUCACAACAACAGGCAUAACCCCUGCAACCUAUGUCUUCAGAGGUGAGAACCAGGACUGA